Molecule: messenger RNA, 111 nt
Organism: Enterospora canceri
Lineage: Eukaryota; Fungi; Microsporidia; Enterocytozoonidae
Source: the annotation of a GenBank genome assembly
AUGCCUCGCCACGGACAACUGGAAGCAGCUUUGAGCUUGUUUUCAGUGCUGUUUUUUCUACUUCAAUACGCUCAGCAUCGCAGUAUUUCAAGGUGUAAAUAUUGUUGCUGA